GUUGAUAUGUUAUACCGUACUUGAAUAAUCAGAAAAUGAAACGAAAGGAGCAGAAUUGCACGGGAAUAUAAAGCAUGGCGGAGCUACUUACACGUAAAGACAAGAAACAGAUAUUACAAUGGAUUGGCAGGGACAGUCAGUUUGAGCUCAUAUACAAAGUAAGCCGUGAUGGGAUGUCUUACCAGAGGUUCCACGAGUUAUGUGACAACAAAGGACCCACGGUGACCAUCUUCUACAACAAGGAUAACAACGUGUACGGGGGGUACCUGUCAGACAGCUGGGAGAGUACUGGGAGCUGGUGUACAGAUCAGAGAGCGUUCUUGUUCAAACUAUAUUCUGUUGGUAACUGGAAACCAGUUAAGUUUCCUUACACACGUGGAGAAACUCAUUUUAAAGCAGGCAAUCACGGGCCAUGGUUUCAUUCGUUGGCUUCAUGCUCAAAUAAUGUUUUGAAAAAAACAGUGGGCGGUUUCUAUCAACUUUACUCUCAACAGUAUUUCUUUGACGGACAAAGAUUUGACAUGAAAGGAGAGACCGCACAGUCUGUGGCAAACGGUCACAACAACGUUACUGAUCUGGAGGUCUACCUGGUCAAAGAAGAAUUGCCCGAUGAUGAACUCGAAUCUCCCUGGAGGGACUCACCAAACUGGAGUUCACAAACUUUUCAAGAAUUAAAAGAAUAUGUUGCAAAUUACGAGCCCCUGGAGGAGAUGAAGAUCCCAGAAGUCAACAUUCUACUGAUAGGACAGGUCGGAGCCGGGAAGUCCAGUUUCCUCAACACCAUCAACUCAAUCUUCAAGGGCGAAAUGUCUUCUCGGGCAUGUACCGGAGGUGCCGAAAACAGCCUUACCAAAAGAUUUGAAAAAUUCCGAAUUCGUGACCCCUCGACCAAGAAAUACCUUCGUUUUCGGAUUUGUGACACAAGGGGUUUGGAGGAGGAUGUAUCAAUUAAAAUUGAAGAUGUAGGCUUUAUCCUGGAUGGAAACACCCCAAAUCAUUACAAGUUUGAAGUUGAAUCCCCUGUAUUAGCAAAACAACCAGGGUACGUCAAAGAGCCCACAGUGAGGGACAGAAUAAACGUGGUUGUGUUUGCACUUGACGGAAGUAUCUUGGACGUCCUGCCUGAGAGGGUCGUCUCAAAACUCAAGGAUAUCAAAAGUCUGGUGGUAGAUAGGGGAAUACCCCAUCUUGUUUUCCUUACGAAGAUCGACAAAAUUUGUAAAUUAGUUGAGGAAGACGUCAGCAAAACGUACAAGAGUAGAAACGUAGAAGAUGCGAUUGAUAAGGCUGCUAAAAUCAUAGCUAUACCAAGAUCCCAGGUCCUUCCGGUCAAAAAUUAUGAGAAGGAAACCAUUCUUAAUAUGGAUAUAAAUAUUCUAGCUCUAACGGCUCUGAAAAAGUCGUUGGUGUUUGCAGAUGACUUUUUGGAGAACCAGUAUGAUUGGCAACAGGAUAAUGUACAGAUAUUAAACAAAAGAGACUGAGCUUUUUAAAAGAUUUAAAUAAGCUUUCAUUUGAUUGAACUAGUAUUAUAAGUUAUUUCAAUUUGAAAUUACAUCGAUGUCGCCUGUGUAAUUAAACAUGUUCAGCUUAACUUUGUAUAUAUAUCUCCUAAUUAAAACUUAUACUUUAUAUAGUCGCAUAUGGACAAUUUAUAGUGAAUAAUAGAGUCAAAAAAGUUUAAAAUUGCUUCAAGACAAUUUGAACCGACCACAUUGCAUACAGGCAAAAUUGUGUGCUGCAAAAUGAUGACAACAGAAAGAAUUUUACUCCGAGCAUAUAAAGCGUCGUGUUUUUUGUUUUGUUUUUGACUGACAAUAUGUCCUGAUUUUAUUUACGGGGUUUAUGUAGAUUCUGUUACUUUUUCAGGGAUGACAACUUCUUCACUAUGUUACUUUAGUAAACAAACCCCCGAAGCAAAAACCAAAUCGAUUAUAUUAGAAAAAAUUUAAAGAAAAAUAAUUGAUUGUUUUUGACACGUAAACAUUUUAAUGGAAAAAAAGAAAGCUUUCAGUUUUUUAUAUUAACAUUUUUUACUAUUAUAUCAUUAUUAUUAUUUUUUUUAUAAUCUGAAUUUUUUAAAAGUUGUGGAAAUAAAUACCAGGUUUUUUUAAGGUCCAAAGAAUAUUUAUACUUUUCCAAAUAAUUAUUAUCUUUUAUCAAGUGCAAGUGUAUUUACUGUUCAAGCUAGUCAGUGUUUACAUCAACAAGCAUAAACUACCAUGCCCAGUGGCCUUCUCAACAAAAAAUAUGGAAUGAACUUUCAUAAGAAAAGGCUUUAAAGGUUUUUCCAUCAAUUUUAUUGUUUUUACUAUGAUACUUGGUGUCUCGUAGAUGUAUAAUAAUAUUAUUUGAAUGUUAUUUUUUGACCCGCUUAACGAAUUUUUCUAUAAGUAAAUUAGGACAGUCACUUUCACACUUCAAAAAUUUUCUUUAUUUAUAAUGUUUACAAGUUUUUAUAAUGUGAAAAACAAACGUUGGCCAAAUCAUAAGAAAAAGAAUAAAGUUUGGUUCUGAAAAAAAAUAGAGUCCAAUUUUACAUUUUUUCUGUCAACUAUGUCUCAAUGUUAUUGAUUGUUUUAAAGAGGCAAUUUGUACGAUUUGUUUUAAUUAUUUUUAUAGAAUAUUUGAUUAAUUUUUAAUUUUCACAAUUCUUGAUAUGUAUUUGCAAUGUUUUCUAAUUAAUAAAAA
This is a messenger RNA of Magallana angulata, 2691 nucleotides long. RefSeq names its product interferon-induced protein 44-like. Lineage: Eukaryota; Metazoa; Mollusca; Bivalvia; Ostreida; Ostreidae. The transcript has 7 exons. The coding region runs from base 75 to 1484 and encodes 469 amino acids. The record is from RefSeq and is a predicted model, not a curated record.